Molecule: messenger RNA, 1206 nt
Organism: Orbicella faveolata
Lineage: Eukaryota; Metazoa; Cnidaria; Anthozoa; Scleractinia; Merulinidae
Product: G1/S-specific cyclin-D2-like
Source: RefSeq, a predicted model, not a curated record
UCCCAGACUCUAGCUCUUUCUGCACUUGCUCGGCGCAAGUUGACAAUAAUUCAAGCUGCAAUUUGCGCCGGGGGUCAGUUUGUGUAGAGGCCACACGCAUAAGGUAGAGAUUCGGCGGCAUUCUUCCUAUAGAACAAAGUGUCUGCUUCUGCAAUCGAAGCCUGUGACUUCAAACUGGCUUUGCUUUACAGCCCCGGCGCUGUACAUUUCAGCGUAGCCUCCUAACUUCCGCUGUGACUGUUCGAUCUUCGAACCUAGCAUGGAACUACUGUGCUGCGAGGGACCGAGAGUUCGCUAUGCAUACCAAGAUCACAUUCUCCUUAACGAUGACCGUGUAUUGCGGAAUUUACUGACUUGCGAGGACAAAUAUAUUCCAAGUUGUCGAUACUUCAACAUUGUACAGAAGGAGAUUGAGCCGCACAUGAGGCGCAUGGUAACGACUUGGAUGCUCGAGGUGUGUGAGGAACAAAUGUGCGAAGAAGAGGUCUUUCCUUUAGCAGUGAACUAUCUUGACCGAUUUUUGUCGGUUGUACCGACCAGAAAAUGUCAACUCCAGUUGCUUGGCGCUGUGUGUAUGUUCAUCGCUAGCAAGCUGAAAGAAACAUCGCCGCUCUCGGCUGAAAAGCUGUGUAUUUAUACAGACAAUUCCAUUACUUGUGAAGAAUUACUGGAUUGGGAAAUUUUAGUUCUUGGGAAACUUAAAUGGGACUUGUCUGCCGUCACUCCUUACGAUUUUCUGGAGCAGAUCUUCUCCCGCCUCUCCUUACCGAAUGUGAGCGUGAUACGAAAGCAUGCGGCGACCUUCAUCGCUCUUUGCUGUACUGAUGAGAAGUUUUUGAUGUAUCCGCCAUCGACAUUAGCUGCGUCGUCUAUUUGCGCUGCAUUUUCUGGUCUUGCGACACCAGAACAAAAGAGCAUUUGGACGAAAACAAGACUGGAAUCGUUUCUACAGAGACUGACAAACAUAGAACCGGAAUACCUACAGUCAUGCCAAGAGCUUAUGGAAGAAGUACUUCAUUUUAAUGUCACGGAAACUCCAUCCUCCAAAAUGGAAAACGGAAGCACGCCAAGUACGCCAACAGAUUUGCAGGAAAUCCAUUUUUGACAGGGGCAUUUCCUUGGACUGUCGCAGACCUUCCCGUGUGUAUGCCUGCCUAUCUAACGUGUGUAAAUACUGUAAUAAAGAACUGGGAUUGUUGAACUCGA